CUAGGAAACGCUAUGUAAAAGAUCUUAGGUGAUUUCAUCUUAUUAUUUCGCAAUCAAUAUUCGCAUAUGACUGCAGCUGACGUCUCAGCCUCUUCGUCGAGCACUACGGUGUGUUUCCCAGACGAUAACAGUUGUAGCAGCAAUAGCAAUAGUAUUGAUGGUAUAAAUGUACAAUUUGACAAUUUGGAUGACAAUGGACAUAAUGACAACCCAUUAAAUUGGCCUAAGAGCCGCAAACGGGCACUCCUUAUAGCAUGCAUUGGAUUCUGCUUCCUGAUAUCAGGAUGCUCGAGCGCAUUCUCACAGGGACAAUCGCAGAUGGUUUCUGACCUUGGUUCAUCUGAUCUUCUCGGAGAACUUGCACUAGGCAUGUAUAUCGUUGGUUAUAGUGUCAGUCCACCUCUGUUAGCUCCUUGUUCUGAAGAAUUGGGUCGAAUGAGGAUGUAUCAGAUUAGUUAUGGGUUGUAUUUUCUACUAUUUCUUCCCAUAGCUCUAGCGCGAGAUAUGGCAACAGUAAUUGUAUGUCGUUUCAUACAAGGCGCCUUUGCCUCGGCUGGUACAUCCCUUGUCGCGGGAACAAUAGCAGACUUACUCCCAAAUGGUCAUCAGAAGGAUUUUGUAGUCGCUAUAUUUGCAUACUCUGCAGUAUUUGCAAUGGGUCUCUUCCCUAUUCCUCUCGGAUGGAUUAUCGUAUAUGAUUCAGAGUCCGGUUGGAGACUCAUACAAUUCAUUCAAAUGGGUAUGGCUGGUGUAUGGGCUUUGUUCAUGUUUGCAGUAAUGCAUGAAACCAGACCACACGUUAUCCUAAUCCGCAAAGCGCGUAAAAUGAGGAAAGCUACAGGUUUGAACUACAAAUCUAAGAUAAAAAAGCCCAAGUUAAGUUAUUUGAUUAGGGUAUCAUGUUAUAGACCUAUAGUAAUGCUUUUUCGAGAACCAAUUAUUACCUUCUUUAGCGCUUGGUUAGCCCUAGCAUGGUCAUUUUACUUCGCGAUUAUCGGCUCCAUUUCUCACGUUUUUGGUAUUCUGUAUGGUUUCAACCAAGGUGAAUUGGCAGCUAUAUAUACAAGCCUAGCAGUAGGGGUAACUAUCUCGCUAAUAUUCAACUUUGUGGUACAGGAUAAACUAUUCAAGAAGAAAUUUGAAAAACGUGGACCGGAAGCUAGGCUAUAUGCUACCAUGUUCAUAGGUCCACUACUACCGCUAGGAUGUUUUGUUUAUGGCUGGACAUCCUACUCUUAUGUGCCAUUUAUAGCGCCUUGUAUUGGAUUGGGGAUGAUCAGCUGCGCUAUUUUCACUAUAUAUCUUGCUGCCACUCAGUAUGUCAUGGACGCCUACGGAUCUUAUUCGGCAAGUGGUGUAGCUAGUCUCAGCAUAGUGCGGAAUUUAUGCGCUGGUUUCUGGCCACUUUUUACCAAUACCUUUUUCGAUAGAGUUGGAUUCCAGUUCGCGCCUACUAUUAUUGGUAUUGCGGCGGUUGUUUUCACUCUCUCGAGUUAUAUUUUAUUCUUUCAGGGUUCAAAGAUACGAGCAAAAUCCAAAUUCGCUCAAGAUUUAGCUACGGAUGAUAAGACAUUCUCAAAAGCAAAGGAAAUAAAGGAAACAGCUUAAGGGAUAGGAAUUAUUUAGAUUUUAUUGUAAUUAAUGCUACUAAUAUGUAAU
Wallemia mellicola CBS 633.66 is the source of this 1659-nucleotide messenger RNA. Its product is annotated as MFS general substrate transporter. The coding region runs from base 67 to 1608 and encodes 513 amino acids. The transcript is spliced from 6 exons. The record is from RefSeq and is a predicted model, not a curated record. Lineage: Eukaryota; Fungi; Basidiomycota; Wallemiomycetes; Wallemiales; Wallemiaceae. Gene Ontology annotation, molecular function: transmembrane transporter activity. Gene Ontology annotation, biological process: transmembrane transport.